GAGUGACACGGCAACGUAGAUCUAGCGAGUCCAGGCGAAUUCAAUUCCAUCAGCCUUCAACGCAAGUCGUUUUUUCCAAAACCCACACGCUAAACCGCCCCUCACCGUCGUCGCAUUUGCUGGACGCUCUCAUAUAAUCACUUUGCUUUCAAACAAAAGCAACAACACUUCAAAAUUUCGAAAGCUCUCAACUUCCCACUUUCCUCUCUCUUUCUCUCUCUCUCUCGCCGGCCCGUCGUCGUCUUCAUUUCUUCACAGAUCUAGGUCUACGAAACGUCAACGUUUCGAGCUCGCCUCAGAUCUCCUGGAUCUGAGUCUGACGCCGUAGUUGCUGCUGCUAUCAAUCUCCGAAGCCAGCAAUGGAGAACCUGAUCUCAUUGGUGAACAAAAUCCAAAGAGCUUGUACAGCUCUAGGUGACCACGGCGAAGCUAGCGCAUUACCGACGCUCUGGGACUCCCUUCCCGCCAUCGCCGUCGUCGGUGGCCAGAGUUCAGGGAAAUCUUCUGUCUUGGAGAGCAUUGUUGGGAAGGACUUCUUACCACGUGGUUCUGGAAUUGUUACCCGGCGUCCACUUGUUUUACAACUUCAUAAGAUUGAAGAAGGCAGCAGAGAAUAUGCGGAGUUCCUCCAUCUUCCUAGGAAGCGGUUCACCGAUUUUGCUGCUGUGAGAAAGGAGAUUUCAGACGAGACAGAUCGAGAAACUGGCCGCAGCAAACAAAUUUCUAGUGUUCCAAUUCAUCUUAGCAUAUAUUCUCCUAAUGUUGUCAACUUGACACUUAUUGAUCUUCCCGGGCUUACAAAAGUGGCUGUUGAGGGUCAAUCGGAUACUAUUGUGCAAGACAUUGAAAAUAUGGUUCGCUCCUACAUUGAGAAGCCCAACUGUAUAAUUCUAGCAAUUUCACCUGCUAAUCAAGAUCUUGCUACAUCUGAUGCAAUUAGAAUCUCUCGUGAAGUGGAUCCAACAGGGGAGAGGACACUUGGAGUCUUGACGAAGAUUGAUCUUAUGGACAAGGGUACUGAUGCAGUUGAAAUAUUGGAAGGAAAGUCAUAUCGGCUAAAAUUUCCUUGGGUUGGGGUUGUGAAUCGUUCACAAGCGGACAUUAACAAGAAUGUUGACAUGAUUGCUGCCCGGCGUAGAGAACGCGAGUAUUUUUCUACUACCCCAGAAUACAAGCACCUUGCUCCAAGAAUGGGUUCUGAGCAUCUAGCAAAAAUGCUUUCUAAGCAUUUGGAAACAGUAAUUAAGUCGAAAAUCCCGGGGAUCCAGUCCCUCAUUAGCAAGACUGUUGCUGAACUUGAAGCUGAACUGAGUCGCCUUGGAAAGCCCAUUUCUGCUGACGCUGGAGGAAAACUGUAUACAAUCAUGGAGAUAUGUCGUCUAUUCGAUGGAACAUAUAAAGAACAUCUUGAUGGCGUGCGCCCGGGCGGUGAUAAGAUUUACAAUGUUUUUGAUAACCAGCUUCCUGCUGCUCUAAAAAGAUUGCAAUUUGACAAGCAACUUUCAAUGGAAAAUAUAAGGAAGCUCAUUACUGAAGCUGAUGGAUAUCAACCUCAUCUAAUAGCUCCUGAACAAGGAUACCGUCGUCUCAUUGAAUCCUCUGUAAUUACUAUUAGAGGUCCUGCUGAGGCAGCUGUUGAUGCGGUUCAUGCCAUUUUGAAGGAUCUGGUUCACAAGUCUGUCAAUGAGACUCCAGAGCUAAAGCAGUAUCCUGCUCUUAGAGUAGAGGUUACAAAUGCAGCUAGUGAUUCACUUGAGAGAAUGAGAGAAGAAAGUAAGAAGGCAACACUAAAGCUAGUUGAUAUGGAGUGUAGUUAUCUGACAGUUGAUUUCUUCCGUAAACUUCCUCAAGAUGUUGAGAAGGGUGGCAACCCAUCACAUUCGAUUUUCGAUAGAGACAAUGAUUCAUAUCUCAGGCGAAUUGGGACAACGGUUCUGGCUUACGUCAAUAUGGUAUGUGCAAGUUUGCGUAACUCCAUCCCCAAAUCUAUUGUCUAUUGUCAAGUCCGAGAGGCAAAACGAAGCUUUCUUGACCAUUUCUACACUGACUUGGGAAAAUUGGAGACAAAGCAGUUGUCCUCAUUACUGAACGAGGAUCCGGCAAUAAUGGAGAGGCGUUCUGCCCUGGCGAAGAGGCUGGAGUUAUACAGAAGUGCUCAAGCAGAAAUUGAUUCAGUUGCUUGGGCUAAGUAGGCAUGCAUCACAUGCGCCAUUUCUUUUCGGAUGUGGAUUUUGUCGAGAAGGCCACACAAUUCAUUCAUUUAAGAUUUUGUUGUAAUGGGGGAAACGAGGGGGGUUUGGGAGCCCUCUUGUUUCAUUUUAGCCUUCAUUUUAUGUACUAACAAAUUGACAAGAGGUGAUGCCAUCUUUUACUUGAUGUCGUUAUGCUUGUUUUUUCAACUGCGACAUUUAUGUAGUAUAUAUGAUUUGCUAAAUGGAUGUAUCAUAUUUUUCAA
This is a messenger RNA of Prunus avium (sweet cherry), 2455 nucleotides long. NCBI's taxonomy places the organism in Eukaryota, Viridiplantae, Streptophyta, Magnoliopsida, Rosales, Rosaceae. The record is from RefSeq and is a predicted model, not a curated record.